AUGACUAGUGAAGUUUUCAGUCAGAAUUGUAGGCUGACUCCAAAUUCACAACCAAAAACUAUUGUUGGAUUUUUUCCUGCUUAUAAAUAUAAUUUAGAAACAUAUAAUUUUCAAAUUAUUUCGUCAAUUACUCAUUUAUACUAUAUUGCAUUUGGUCCAACUGAUCUUACUAAUGGUACUGGUCCAUAUCAAGUUUUUCAAAAUCAAUACAAUAAAUUUCAAGAAUUAAGAAGCUAUACGGAUAAAAAUAGUAAUUUAAAUUAUAAACUAAUUAUUUCGGUCUUGUUGCCUACUGAUGAUAAUUUAACAAAAAUACCUCCAUUUGCUAAUGUUUCUGUUGGACAGUAUGAUUUGACCAGUCCAUUUACUCAGCAAUUCAUUAAUGAAUUAGUAGCAAUUGUUAGUGAUUAUUCGUUUGAUGGAAUUGAUAUUGAUUAUCCUAAUAAGUUUCCAUGCUUUCAAGCAACACAAUUCAAUGCUACUUAUUUAGAUUAUGUUUUCACACAGUUCCUAGUUGAUAUUUCAAAGAAAUUGAAACCGAUUAAUAAGAUUCUAACGGUGACGGCGGGCCAAUAUCCAAUAUCUGGUUUAAACUCUAGCAUUACCAGUUUUGUAAAUAUUCAGGCAUUUUAUCUUAAUAUUAAUUCCAAAUGUACAAGUGCUGGAAUAGAUAAUAUUCAAAAAAUUUUUAAUGUUUGGAAUACCAGCAUAGGCAUAUCAAAUCUUGUUUUGGGAAUCAAUUUUGGUGGAAUUGUUGAAUUGAUUAAUUCUAAUAAUAUUACAAGCGAUACUAUUAAUAACAACCUUACAAUUAUUAAUGAAACAAAUAUUCAAUACCCAUUUUCUGACGAACUGAUUUCAGAUCCGUGUAGAGUUUCAGAAUAUGCAUCUUGGUCAUGGAAAAAUUUGAGUAAAACAUUAUCACCGCCUUGUUACGAAAAGGCUUCUUUUCCAUGGACACGUGGCUUUGAUUAUAUAGCACAACAGCCAUAUAUUUAUCUACAACAACAAAAUUCUUCUACACGAUUUUAUUACGUUUCUUAUGAAGACUUUCAAUCACUACAAUACAAACUUGAGUUUGUACAGCAGGUUAAUGCAUCAGGAAUUGCAAUUUUCGAUAUCACUAGAGACACUGACAAUGCAAUCUUAAUGAAUUUCAUAACGCAUUUAACGAAUCUUACAGUUAAAAGUCUUUUUUUGUCCUAUGGACCAAUGAUAAUUGGUAUAAUAUGUGCUUUCAUUUUUGUUAGCGUAUCAGUGGCGGGCUUUAUAUCAUACCGAAGAUACAGAGGGCGUAAAGCAAAGAUGCCUAACUCAUUAAUAAACACAAAUAAUCAGGCUUGUUCUGAUACAAAUUGUCAGGUUUACUCUGAUAUAAGUCGUCAAAUUCUCUCAGAUACAGACAAUCAUGUUUAUUCUAAUACAAAUAAAAGAGAUUGA
Racocetra persica is the source of this 1440-nucleotide messenger RNA. The record is from the annotation of a GenBank genome assembly. NCBI's taxonomy places the organism in Eukaryota, Fungi, Glomeromycota, Glomeromycetes, Diversisporales, Gigasporaceae.